ACGGCUGAUUGCUAGGCUGGUUCUUGUGCUCCAGGGAGACGGACCCAGGGAAGACAGGGUGCCAGCAGCGAGGGAGCAAGCGCGGGCGGCCUCACAGCCUCUCGGCCGAGCCGUAAAACCUUUGGUCAGGCCCGCAAAGCCUUUGACCGGGCCCGUGGGAGCGUCGGCUGAACCGGCCUCCGCCUUGCUCUGACGCGGCGUCGCGGCGGAGUCCCCGUCCUGUUGGUGGGAGAGGGGUUCUCCGUCCCACCCCGACCGGAGUGAGACGGGAUAAGAAGGCUUUCGACCCGGGAAAUGGGCUCUUGUUUACAGUUGCCGUACCCGGAAACGAGCUGCAGUUGAUGGGAGAGUCAGCAAGUGCCUGGCACACAGUGGACAUGCAGAAGAUGCUGUGGACAGGGAGAAGAAACAGUGGCUCCAAAACAGUGCUGAGAAAGCUAACUGUGAACUUGUUACCAUCCUAAAGUCCGGAAAUGGAUAAUAGUCCUCUGAAGUUUUAUACGUUCAAACACAGAAAAGAUGUGGAGUGGGCUGUUACCUCCUGGCCUAAAUGAAAGUGAUGUUGAAUUGAAUUCUGAAGAUGAUACCACAUUAGAGAGCUCUGAACUUAACUUACAAGAGGGUAAAGAAGAUGGGACCUUUGAAAAGACAGAGAUCGUAGAUAUUCCUACAGAUGGAUCAAACACGGAAGCAGAGGCAAAUAUAAAUGCAUAUGAAGAGUGUCCCUCUGGAAUUCCCUUAAAUAUGUGGAAUAAAUUUCAAGAAUUGCAUAAAAAGCAUUCUGAACAGAAAACUUCAGCUUCUAGAUCCGAAAAGAAAAAAAGAAAACGCUCCAGAAAAGGUAAAUUGAAGAAUGAAGAAGAAUCUCAUAGUGAACAGUCUUCAAGUGAAACCCAGUGGAAGGAGCUUACCCAGUAUUUUGGAGUCAAUGAGAGAUUUGACCCCCCUGUUAAAAGGAAAAAAGUUGAAAAGUCGGGACUUGAAAAGAGGAUAGACCAAGCUGUGGAAGAGUGGAACAUUGAGAAGGCCGAGGAACUCAGCAACCAGCUAGCUACUCGCGAGCUUGGUGUAAAAAUUGCCAAAGCUAUUGCCUGCCACAACUUCGUGAAAGCCAAAAAGGAGGCUGAAAAUUCACAGGUUGCACGAAAAAAGAAGAAACUUGCCUGGGGAUUUGAAGCAAAGAAGAGGUGGGAAACCAAAAGCAACAUGGGAUAUAUGUGACUUGCCAGAGUUCUUCAAGACCUUUGAGGCUUCACUCGAGUCUUCAGUUGCUCAAUUUACUAAAAAAGAUUUUGUCAGAAAAUUAAUGGAAAUAGAAAAAAUAAGCAUAAAAUUUGGGAGUUGAUUAUCAAA
Bubalus bubalis (water buffalo) is the source of this 1353-nucleotide messenger RNA. RefSeq names its product family with sequence similarity 204 member A (gene FAM204A). Bases 520 to 1221 code for a protein of 233 amino acids. The transcript has 10 exons. Lineage: Eukaryota; Metazoa; Chordata; Mammalia; Artiodactyla; Bovidae. The record is from RefSeq and is a predicted model, not a curated record.